AUGGAGAGAACAGGCUCCGGAUCCAGGGCUCUGUUCCCCAGGGGGCCCAGCUACAGUCUCGAGGACUUUUCCAACAAGGACUUCAUCGUGCGCGACUUUGUUGAUACCCUCGCCGAGAAUGCCACCUCGGCCAACCGCCGUUCCGGUCCAGCCUCAGCCCCAUUCGACCCGAAGCCCCUGAUCCGGACCUUUGAGAAUGCUUUACAAGGACUUAGCAACCUGUCGGAGGAACUGCAGGAAAAGGAAUCCGAGCUCCUGUCUCAAGUACGCCGCGCCGAAGCCCAGCAUGACCAGACACUCGACACCCUCGGCCGCAAGCUCGACCAGUCGAUCGACUCCUUCGAGGCGCUCGAUGUCAGCCUCAACAACCCGAACGGCGUCGACCGCGGUGCUCGAGGAGACGGAGGCGGCAAUGUCGCCGUGCAGAUUGGAGAGAAGCUGGAGGAACUGGACCGGAAAAGGAGGAGAGCUCAGGAUGCCAACUUCUUGAUCCAGUGCUGGUUGGAGGUCAGCGAGACGGGGGAGCUCACCUCUCUUCAGGAUAUUCGGAGGCAGGGAGGGGCCGAAAACAAGGUCCGAUGUGCGGUCAUCGCCCAUCAGCUCAUGCGCAUCAGCCAGCGGCUGGAUCUUGCCGCGUGGAACCAGACAAAUGGCCAUCGGAACGGCAUCACCAACGGUGUGGUUGGCGCAGGCAGACCCAACCAUAACACGCGCGAGGUCCUCGAGAAGUUCUGCGAGACACUGGAGCAGGACCUCCUCAAACAGUUCAACAACAGCUACCGAAAGCAGAACUUCGACGACAUGAUGGAGUGCGCCAAGGUCUUGCAUGAUUUCAACGGUGGCGCAAGUGUUAUUGCCGUCUUCGUGAACCAGCACCAGUUCUUCAUCGACCGCGAUCAAUUGAUCACCGAUGAAGUAACUACGGACGGCGAGACUUGGGAUCAGUUAGCAGACCCUGACCAAGACCCGCCUGGUGUUGAGCCCAGCCUCCAGUCGUUGAUCGACGAGGUCAAGAUCGUCAUGCAGGAAGAGUCUUUCAUUAUCAGAAGGGCUUUCCCGUACUACGAGACCGUCUUGAUCAAAUUCAUUCAAAGAGUCUUUCAGCAGUCUAUCCAGCAGCGACUGGAGAUGGUGUUGGAAAAGGCCGAGACCAUCUCUACUUUGGCCUUUCUGCGCUCCCUUCAUGCUUCGAGGAACUACAUCAGCGCACUGAUAGAGGAUCUCAAGCACCAUGGUCUAACGGAACACCCUGAACCUUGUUCUGCCCAAAUCGCCCAGACAUUAGACCAACAGAUGGAGGAGCUGUUUGUUCCGUAUAUGGUGGGCAACUCUUACAUCGAGCGAGAGAAGAAGAGCCUGGAGGAAUUAUUCAACUCGUUGCUUUUCAAGUACAACAUUUAUCAUUCGAGAAGGAAGAAGGCGCCGACAGGAUUCAUGGCCUCGCUAGCACAACAAGGGUCUCAGCUCAUGGCCUCGGCGAAAGAUGCCUACCUGGAACGACUGGAGUCGUCUGACCUGACUCCAACACAGAAGACUAUGAUGUUGAGGGUGGCUGGCGUGUCAGACACGGACAAGAACAAGAACGAGAUCGAAGUCUCGGAAGAAGAUGGUGUACUCAGCACCGCCAAUGCUAAACGUAUGAUGCGCUGGCUUGCAGAAAGUGUUCGACGCACACUUGAACUGGGGAGUGUGAAUGAGACACCGAAGGACGUGGCCAUUCUACUCAACCUGCUCAUGACGAACAUGGGUCAAGUAUAUAUCGAAACCGGCCUGGACGCAGCUCUCGAAAAGGCCUCAGCCCAAGAGAACGUCAAGAUUGAGCCCGACCUGAGUUAUAUGCCCUUGAUUCGACCCGCAGUCACCAUCACCAGCAUCAUGUCUCGAUUCAUAACGACGGUUCUUGUCCGCCUUGCCGAGUCCAACACUACUGUUCGUCGGAGCAUGGAGGCCCAGACCAAGAUGGGCAUCGAGUCGAUCGAGAAGAAGACCAACAGCAUCCUGAAGUCGACUCUCGACGUCCUGACGAAUUGGAUCGCCAAAUCGCUGGCGAAUCAAAAGAAGAUCGAUUAUCUGCCAAAGGACGACAGUGUGCUGGAGAACCUACAGACGCCGACGUGCGACACGAUCUGUAACUUUCUCGCCCGCACGGCGAGGCUGAUAAACCAGGCUGUCGAUGGCGCCAACCAUCAAGCAUUCAGCACGGAACUCGCCGUGGCGGUGCAACGUCUCCUCCUCGAGCAUUUCAAGAAAUUCAAAGUGAAUGCGGCAGGCGGCCUGAUGGUCACCAAGGAUAUCGCCAAGUAUGUCUCCACGCUCAAGGGAGAAUGGGACAUCAGCAAGGAGACAGAGGGUGCGGUCGACCUCCUCACCGAGAUCGGCUACCUCUUCAUCAUCGGGCCCGAGGCCCUGAGGGAGCGCAGCAGGAAUCUAGCUUCCGGGCCCAGUGGCGGUGGGAAGAGGCUGGUCAAGGCCGACUUCAAGACGUUUGUGAGCAACCGUGAGGAUUAUAGGAGCGUGGGCAUCCAGAGCGUGCUGGCUGGUUUGUAA
Molecule: messenger RNA, 2547 nt
Organism: Neoarthrinium moseri
Lineage: Eukaryota; Fungi; Ascomycota; Sordariomycetes; Amphisphaeriales; Apiosporaceae
Exons: 2
Coding region: 1-2547 (848 amino acids)
Biological process (GO): Golgi to plasma membrane transport; exocytosis
Cellular component (GO): cytoplasm; exocyst
Source: RefSeq, a predicted model, not a curated record